AAGCGCCUGUGGAAUAAGACACUUAAGUGUUCCCGUGUACUGACGCGACACUUUGUGUGGACAAAUAUAAUAACAUUUUUAUUUUUUACGGAGCAUAAAGUGAGGCAUUGUCUGCCAGCUCGGACUUUAUCGGGAAGAGUUUUAUUUCUGGCCGUGUGCAUAUUUUGCUGUUUCUGACGCUCCGCUGUACCAGCUGACCGGGGUGAAAUUACAUCUCCAGGACUUUUUUUGUUAACUUAGUUAAAACAAAGUCACCAUGGCAGAGACGUCAGCAGCUCCAGCCAAAGCCAAAAAGGCAUCCAAGCCCAAGAAACCUGCCUCUCAUCCCAAGUACUCUGAGAUGAUUAAAGCGGCCAUCGUUCACGAUGCCAGCCGGAGUGGAGCGUCCCGGCAGUCCAUCCAGAAGUACGUGAGGAAGAACUACAAGGUGGGCGACAAUGCCGAUGUGCAGAUUAAAAUGGCCCUGAAGAGGCUGGUGGCAUCCGGGAUGCUGCGCCACACCAAAGGCAUCGGUGCGUCCGGAUCCUUCAGGCUGACCAAACCCGAGGACUCCAAAAAGUCAACCAAGGUGGCGGUGUCUGCCAAACCAAAGAAAGCGGCGAAGCCCACCAAACCCAAGAAGGCGGCCAAACCCAAGAAGGUGUCCAAGACGCCGGAAAAACCCAAGAAAGCAGCCGUGAAGAAAGUGAAAAGGGUCGCGAAAAAGGCGACGCCAACGAAAGCCAAAAAGGCACCAGCUAAGAAAACCAAGGCAGCCAAGCCCAAGGCAAAACCAGCAAAGAAGGCAGCCAAGCCCAAGGCAAAGACACCCAAAAAGGCAGCAAAAACAGCAAAAAAGAAGUAAAAGGACAAUAACAGAGAGACAAAGUCACUGUAAAUACUGAAGGAACUGUUUUCGUAUAUGUAUUAUUUUUGUAAGGUAUCAUGCAAACUUAUGCUGUUUUUACCAGUAGUUUUCUCUCCAUUGCACUAUAGCCAGAAGAUGCUGUAGAAACAAUUGUGAGCAUUUUUAUUUGGCGUUAAUAAUAAUAUUAUUAAUAAUAAUAAUGUUAAUUUCUGUCUGAUCCUUGGAUACAUAUAAGCUAAUCAAGGGUCUUGCUGAAAGGGAAAAAAAGGUUCAUACAGUCAAACUAAUGAGUUAGUUGUUAGUGCACGGGGUCAGACUGAAAGUACAAAUGUUUCAAUUGUGAGCAUUGUUGAGCCUUUACAAUGUACAGACCAUAGGCAGUGGACGUCAGCAAGAUUCUCCUAAAGGCUCUGUAGUUGUCAUUCAAGCUCCAUCCUGUAUAUUUCCUCAUCUUCAAACGACUCAUAAUAUAAAACAUCUCACUGUGUUCAGUCACUUUUAAAGACUGUUUAUACUGCAACUCAAUAAACCUUUGUCAUCUUCUA
Lates calcarifer (barramundi perch) is the source of this 1392-nucleotide messenger RNA. RefSeq names its product histone H1.0-B. NCBI's taxonomy places the organism in Eukaryota, Metazoa, Chordata, Actinopteri, Centropomidae. The record is from RefSeq and is a predicted model, not a curated record. The coding region runs from base 257 to 844 and encodes 195 amino acids. Gene Ontology annotation, biological process: negative regulation of DNA recombination; nucleosome assembly; chromosome condensation. The transcript has a single exon. Gene Ontology annotation, cellular component: nucleosome; nucleus. Gene Ontology annotation, molecular function: double-stranded DNA binding; nucleosomal DNA binding; structural constituent of chromatin.